This is a messenger RNA of Drosophila eugracilis, 1144 nucleotides long. RefSeq names its product transcription initiation factor TFIID subunit 8. The transcript has 2 exons. The coding region runs from base 27 to 1022 and encodes 331 amino acids. Lineage: Eukaryota; Metazoa; Arthropoda; Insecta; Diptera; Drosophilidae. Gene Ontology annotation, biological process: transcription initiation at RNA polymerase II promoter. Gene Ontology annotation, cellular component: transcription factor TFIID complex. The record is from RefSeq and is a predicted model, not a curated record.
UUAGCACAUUUUAAAAUCUAACAAAAAUGAAUGCCUACGAAGAGGCUUUGUCUCAAGCUCUUGAUGAACUUUUGGCCAUGAAGAACUGCGAGGUGGUAGAUGUAGUACUGCGCCAAUCAAUGUUGGAACUUCUGCGAGACAGUGAGUACCCAAAGAAGAAAUCUAAAAUUGCAAUCCCAAUUAACCAUCGGCUUCUUAAAGAAAUCCGUGAGAUUGCCGUUCGGACCACCAAUUUGUCCAAUCAUGCUGGUCGCACUGCGCCCAGUUACUUUGAUCUGGAGCGAGUUUUUGGCCUGAUGAAAAUCAAUGCGGGCGACCUCAAGGCCACUGCCCAGCGUCAUUUGGAAACUGGAGAAGUUGUAGAAUGUCCAGCACCGCAGACACUUGAUCAGGAUUUCCACAAAGGACCACAGCCAAUGCUGACUGCCUCGCGUCCCAGGGAAAUGGGCUGCAUCACCCAUAUUCCCGAUUAUUUUCCACCAUUUCCCGGGGCGCACACCUACAAGAAUACGGUUAUGGAGCAGGUUACCGAUAGAGGCUAUAUAACCGUUAGAAAUCGUCAUGCCGAUAAUGAGUUGAACAUUCAAAAGGCUUUGAAUAAAUUCUACUUGAAAUCCAGUCCCAAGAUAACGCUGAUCGAAAGUGGCUCAGGCGAUGUCAGCGGUCAGGUUUUGGCUCCGGGUCCGCCCAAGAAACCUUCUUUUCUGGAUGCCUUGAUGCCACGCAAUCAGGUCUUUGAUACGGACAUCUACGAGAACAAGGAGGAGAUCACACAUGGAGCCCUCAUUUGCCCCUUCUUGAUGGAUCCCAAGGAGCGCCGCUCAGACCAAUCCCCAGGACAUUUCGUAGGCGAUGAUGUGGAAAUGCAAGAGCUUCAUUGCAAUGUGGAGCUGGACUCGGCAUCUGAUGAUGAUAUGGUACCAGUAGCAGAUGGAGGAAUGGAAGUAGCAGCAGAAGUUGGGGCAGUAGGAGGUGCCGUGGGCAUCUCCAUGCCGGAGAUUAACUGGUCACAGCCGGACUGAAAACUGUAAAACUGAAAAACCGAAUUAAACUGCAGCUGAGUAAGAGCUGAAAAGCACACGAAAUGUUUCCAUUACAACGAUAAAAAAAAAGGUGUGAGAAAAAUAAAUUUAUUUCAAUUACA